UCUGCCCCUCCUGGAAAGUGGGUCACACCACAGGGAGAUACAACAGAGACAAGUGAGGGUCUUGGAGGAAGGAAGAGGCAGGGACAGGAAGGAGAUGCCACCUAAGACCAAAGAAAAAGGGACAAAAGCUGGGGCCCAGAAGAAGAAAAGAAAUGCAGGUGCUGAUGUGGAGGCUGAAUCCAUGCACAGGCUGGCACUGCUGGAAAAGGAGGUGCUCCAAGACCGCCUGGCUCUGCAGAGGGAUGAAGCCCGCCGAGCCAAGGCUUCGGAAGACCAGCUGAAGCAGAGGAUCAAAGACCUGGAGGCUGAACUGGAGGGAGCCCGGAGCGAAGGGAAGGCCAUAUAUGCAGAGAUGAGUCAUCAGUGCCGGAGCCUGCAGGAGGCGAUGCAGACUCGCACCAGGAAGCUGGAGGAAGAAGUGAAGGGCCUGCGGGAGCAGUUAGAAUUGUGCCAGAGGGAGGCUGAGGCUGCCCAGAGGGAGGCCAAGCAGGCCCUCGGAGAGCGGGACCAGACUCUGGCUCAGCUUCGGGCCCACGUGGCAGACAUGGAGGCCAAGUAUGAGGAAAUCUUACAUGACAGCCUGGACCAGCUCCUGGCCAAGCUGAGAGCCGUGAAGCCUCAGUGGGACGGGGCUGUGCUGAGACUCCAUGCCAGGCUCAAGGAGCAGCUCCGCCAGUUUGGACUCAACCCCCUGGAUCUUUGAAGCCAUGAGUCUCUAGUCUCUGCGGCCCUCUGAGGCCCCAGCAAUAAAGCUGUCUUGAUGUAGACCUCA
This is a messenger RNA of Capra hircus (goat), 772 nucleotides long. RefSeq names its product coiled-coil domain containing 153 (gene DRC12). The record is from RefSeq and is a predicted model, not a curated record. Bases 95 to 703 code for a protein of 202 amino acids. The transcript is spliced from 7 exons. Lineage: Eukaryota; Metazoa; Chordata; Mammalia; Artiodactyla; Bovidae.